Linum trigynum is the source of this 1432-nucleotide messenger RNA. The record is from the annotation of a GenBank genome assembly. NCBI's taxonomy places the organism in Eukaryota, Viridiplantae, Streptophyta, Magnoliopsida, Malpighiales, Linaceae.
CUAUUCGGUUAUCUUCCACCACAUGUAUUAUGCUCAUCUUACAUAAAAACAAAACGAGUUAAUCCAACUAAUAUUAUACGUCAUGAUGUAUCACCCUGGCAAAAAAAAAAAAAAAAAUGAAGAACUAAUUUUAGCUCUCUUGUUGUAAGAGAAUACGAAAAUCAAGAAUACAAAAAACAACUCAAAUCAAAACAAAAAUAUGCCAAAAAUACUACUACAAAAUUGUGAGUAGUUGAACAAGUCGCCGGCGGAUUAACAUUCUAUUCUAAACCCUCCAAUUUGAAGACAAAUCACCCGCCUCAAAAUAGAAAGCUGAAACACGAACCACACAAAAAAAGAUCAAAACUCCAAUUCUUCGGUUCUUCCCCAAAAUAUCGAUAACCCUUUUCUGCAUAUAAAACCAGUCCCAUUUCCUUGUGCAAAAUUCCCUCAUCACGUAUACAAAGAGAGAUAUUUCUUUUACAAUAUCCCUCCGAGAUCAACAACAACAACAAACAACCAAACAAACAAUGGCAAAGACUGCUGCAGCCGCCGCCGUGGCCCUCUUCUCCGCCGCUCUCUUCCUCCUCAUCUCCUCCUCCGCCGUCGAUGCUGAGGACAAGAUGUUCGUGGAAGGCAAGGUCUACUGCGACCCUUGCCGCGUCGAGUUCCCGACCAAGAUCAGCACCAUGAUCGCCGGCGCCAGAGUGAACCUGCAGUGCAUGUGCAGGGACAACAACACGGUGACCUACAUGGUGGAAGGGGACACCGACAAGACGGGGACCUACCGGCUGCCGGUGACCGGCGACCACGAGGAGGACAUCUGCCAGGUGAAGCUGUUGAGAAGUCCGAUGGAGAACUGCAAGGAGAAGUUCCACUUCAUCGACCGGGCCAGGGUGCUGCUGACGGACAACAUGGGCGUGGUUCAGCCGACUCGCUACGCCAACCCGAUCGGUUACAUGACGUCCACCACUGACCCUCGCUGCGAGAAGCUCAUGGAGGAGAUGGGCAUCACCCUCGAGGAGGCUCAGACCAAAAUCCCCGACAAGAUCUGAUCUGACCGCGAUUCUGUAUUGUGGUUUGUUGUUUGUUUUCUUUUACUACCAACCAGAACCAGCUUAUAGGCUGCAUGCUGCUCUUUGUCCUUCAAAAUGUUUGAUCAAGUAUACCUUAAUUAAGUCCACCUAGCUACAUGGGGCAUUACAUAAAUUAAUGGUGAUGUAUGCAUAUGUUUCCGAUGGUGGCAAUAAAUAUAUUUUUUUUCCUUUUCUUCUUCUUCCCAUUAAUGAUUGUUAUGGUACGUACAAUUGGUGUCGUCGUGUUCAUUCGUUUAUUCAAUUAUUAUUAACGUUAAAAUAGAGCACGUUAAUAAUUUUACUGGCUGGAUAUGUACGACUUAUAAUAAAUGAGUUCUUGCGAGGAAUCUAUCCAAUUAUAAAUUCUUCAUGAGUUU